This is a messenger RNA of Symbiodinium pilosum, 1803 nucleotides long. The record is from the annotation of a GenBank genome assembly. NCBI's taxonomy places the organism in Eukaryota, Dinophyceae, Suessiales, Symbiodiniaceae.
AUGAAAGCCACCUUCUGGCAAGCAGCUAGACGGCUUCACACCGCUCAGCGCAGCUUGUGUGCUACAACUGUGGGUGAGGUUCUUGGCGAUGCCACGGACGCACUCCGAGCAGCUGUGCAGUCUGAGAUCGCCUCUCAUGCUGCUUGCAUCAACAACCUGACCAUCUUCCAGAAGCCCAAGAACAGCCCGUUUCCGGUGCAGAAAAUCUCCGGCCUUGACUCCAAACGGCGCGAUGCCACGGGCUUGAGGCGCUUCGAGCCCUGUCCGGAAGGCUACACCUUCGUGGAUGCGGAUAUUGGCGGCGGGGCAUUUGCACGUGUCUUCCUGGUCAGGAAUGAGGCCACGGCGGACCUGCAGGCCAUGAAGCGAGUCGACCGGCAGAAGCUAGCAAAGCACUUCCAGAUAUCGGAUGCCGAAGCUGAGCAGAUGGUCGAGCAGGAGUUCUGGCAGAUGCAGCGUACCAACCACCCGAACAUCAUCAAGUUGUUUGACUUCUUUCAAGACGAGAGAUAUGCAUACUUUGUCAUGGAGGCCGUGAACGGUGGCACCCUUCGCCAGCUUCUCAACAGCCUCAAGACACCGAUGGGAGAACGGCCAAAGCUGACCGAAGGCUUCAUAGCUGAGAUGCUGCAGCAUGCCCUGUAUGCUCUGAGACACUUGCACUACGAAUCCAGAAUCCAUAAGGAUGUGAAGCUUGAGAACCUGAUGCUGCUGAGUUCUUCGGGCCCUCCACACCUGGUGCUGAUCGACCUCGGCGUGGCAGAGUCGUUUCAGUCUGCUUCAGGCAUCAUGGGACAUGGGUGGCAGUUCGGUCUGAAGAUCGGCUUUGACUCGCUAACAUGCUACUUUCGAGUCGGUUUCGAUGACCGUUGUGAUGUGUUCAGCUUGGGCAUUGUUGCGCACCAACUCUUCACCGGCGACGUUCCGUACAAAGUCGCUUACCGAGGCGGGGCUUCGUACGGGCCGGUUGACUACUCGCAGACUCUUGCCAAUAUGGACUGCAACCUGACGGCCCGAAUGGUAUCUGCCGGCUGCUCUGGUGGCGCAAUAGCGCUUGUGAGCCGCAUGCUGGAGAAGGACCCUUCGAAGCGGCCGUCCACACUGGAUUGCUUGGGCGAUGACUGGCUGGUACAGAAGUGCGAGAAUCGCCGGCUCCGCCGCCUUCGAGCCGAGGGCCGACACUCGCUGGGCGGGGCAGCACUUUCCAUUGAGGAGGAAGAAGCUGCAGGAGCUGAGCUCUUGCGAUUGGAGAGGCGGCGCAUCUGCAAAGCCCUGGUUCGCUUUGCCAAGCGGACACCUCUUCAAAGAGCUGUUGCCUUUCACUUGGCUUCAUACCUGCCGGUAGGCGAUCUCCGGAGGGCAGCCGAGAGCUUCAAACGUGUUGAUCACGAGCAGAGCGGUCACCUGACAUACGGCGAGAUUGCAGAUGCGCUGGAGGAGGUGCUCGGCCUUGAACGUGAGCACGGACUGCGUGUUGCGUCCGCCAUGGACACAGACCAGUCUGGACAGUUAGAUUUCCAAGAAUUCUCCGCUGCCGUCGCCGUGCUUAAAGGUGAAAGGGAGCAGCGCUUGUACGACAAGCUGCUGGAAAGGCUGCAGAUUGACCCGGAGAAGGAUUUGACACUACAGGAGGUCCAUUCCGCAGUGGAGCACGCGCUGAGAGGCCCCGUGACCCGGGAGGUGCUUAUCGAGUGGUUGACGAAAGUGGCAAAAAGAUCUCAUUGGGAUAUCUACAAUGCCCCGGUAGCCGGAAUGGUUUCGAAUGCGGACUUUCGACGGCUUUUUGGCCAAUCCAGGGUCUAG